Empidonax traillii (willow flycatcher) is the source of this 5929-nucleotide messenger RNA. It is a transcript of the gene SLC9D1, whose product is annotated as transmembrane and coiled-coil domains 3. Gene Ontology annotation, molecular function: potassium:proton antiporter activity. The record is from RefSeq and is a predicted model, not a curated record. The transcript is spliced from 10 exons. Gene Ontology annotation, cellular component: membrane. Bases 230 to 1819 code for a protein of 529 amino acids. Gene Ontology annotation, biological process: carbohydrate metabolic process; proton transmembrane transport; potassium ion transmembrane transport. NCBI's taxonomy places the organism in Eukaryota, Metazoa, Chordata, Aves, Passeriformes, Tyrannidae.
GGGCACGGGCGGCCGCAAGGACGGGGCUCCUCGGCGCCCUUCGCCAGCGGCCGCCGCCCCCUCACCCCCCGUGCUCACCGCACUGCGAUCCCGCCCUUCCCCCGCGGCCGCGGCCGCCCCUUCCGUCCCUCAGCCUGGUGUGCGGACUGGAGAUGCGGAAACCAUGUAGCAGAAUCCUCUGAGCAGUUGUGAAUUAUCAGUCUCUCCCAAGAGCAAUAUAAAGUGAAGAAUGAAGGCGACUGGAUUUAUUUCUCUGUGGACGUUGGUUUCAUUGCCUUGUGGGCAGUUAGCAAAUCCUGCAGAACAUGAAGAUGUGGUAAAGCAUGCAAUAAAGCUGCACCGUGGAAAAGGAGCUGUUAUCACUCAGAGAAAGCAGUGGGUGUUGGAAAGUUGCAGAAAACUGUCUGGUCUUCUUCGCCAAAAGAACGUUGUUCUCAACAAACUGAAAAAUGCCAUAAGAGCAGUUGAGAAGGAUGUAGGGCUGUCUGAUGAAGAGAAACUUUUUCAGGUGCACACCUUUGAAAUUUUCCAAAAGGAGCUAAAUGAAAGUGAAAACUCUGUCUUUCAGGCAAUUCAUGGCCUCCAGAGAGCUCUACAGGGUGAUUACAAAGAUGUUGUAAACAUGAAAGAAAGCAGUAGACAGAGGCUGGAAGCCUUGAGAGAAGCUGCAAUUAAGGAAGAAAUGGAAUACGUCGAACUCUUAGCAGCUGAAAAACACCAGGUUGAAGCCCUUAAGAACAUGCAGCAUCAAAACAAAAGCCUGUCAAUGCUUGAUGAAAUUCUGGAAGAUGUCAGGAAGGCAGCGGAUAGAUUGGAAGAGGAAAUAGAAGAACAUGCCUUUGAUGACAACAAAUCUGUAAGAGGUGUAAACUUUGAAGCAGUUUUAAGGGUGGAAGAAGAUGAAGCCAACUCCAAAAGAAAUGCUUCAAAAAGAGAAGUAGAGGAUGACUUAGGUCUUAGUAUGCUUAUUGAUUCCCAGAACAAUCAGUAUAUCCUUACCAAACCCAGAGACUCAACCAUUCCUCGUGCUGAUCAUCAUUUCAUAAAGGAUAUUGUGACAAUAGGAAUGUUGUCUUUGCCAUGUGGCUGGCUGUGCACAACAAUAGGAUUGCCAACCAUGUUUGGAUAUAUCAUCUGCGGAGUACUCUUAGGACCCUCAGGAUUAAACAGUAUCAAGUCUAUUGUACAGGUGGAGACGUUAGGAGAGUUUGGUGUGUUCUUCACCCUCUUUCUAGUUGGUCUGGAAUUUUCUCCUGAAAGAUUAAGAAAGGUAUGGAAAAUAUCUUUGCAAGGACCUUGCUACAUGACAGUUCUGAUGAUUGCCUUUGGUUUACUAUGGGGGCACUUGCUCCAAAUUAGACCAACACAGAGCGUCUUCAUUUCCACUUGUUUAUCUUUAUCAAGCACACCACUGGUGUCGAGGUUCCUUGCAGGUAGUGUUCGAGGAGAUAAAGAAGGGGAUAUUGACUACAGCAGCGUACUGCUUGGCAUGUUGGUGAUGCAGGAUGUGCAGCUUGGUUUAUUUAUAGCUGUCAUGCCUACACUUAUUCAAGCAGGAGUGAGCACACAUUCCAGCAUUUUCAAGGAAAUACUGAGAAUACUGAUACUGAUUGGCCAAAUUCUCUUUUCUUUGGCUGCUGUUUUUCUUCUAUGUCUUGUUAUAAAGACUUAUCUCAUAGGACCGUAUUAUCGCAAGUUGCAUGCAGAAAGCAAAGGGAAUAAAGAAAUCCUCAUUCUAGGAAUAACUGCAUUCACCUUCCUUAUGUUAACGCCCUCUGAAAAACUAUACUGCUGGAGAACAGAAUGUGACAGUUGCUGAUAAUGUUGUGGGUUUGAAACUCCAUUAUCCUGAAUGUGCAGAUUAUGUCCUCUGAGAAUAAUUAAGCCAAAAAAUUCCUCUGCCUGUACCUUUUUUCUAGGGGUGUUAGCUUAGUUACUGCAGUUCAACAGGGAAAGCUGACCUCCUUCAGAAAGGUCAAAAAGAAGGUAGUGAGAGCAUAGCUUUACAGUUUUUGACUUCUGUUGUACAGGUUAAAAAUGCCAUUGCUCCAAACAGCUAUUCAUAUUCCAAGUGUGUCAUCUAAUAAGAGAAGGUACAAAACUAGUUUUUACUUUUUACUUUCUAACAAGCAGACAUUACAUUCAUAGAACAACUUCAAUAAAAAACAGCAACCAAACCACAAAAGUUGCAUAAAGUAUGAUGAUAUCUAGAAGCAGUUUUACUUUCAUUAAGAAUAUGACCUACAUAGUCUGGUGAUUGAAUUGGGUGUAUUGUACCAAAAUUGCCUGUCAAAUGAACAAGGAGCUUGUCUAUAUGACUUUACAUAACACAGGUGGGUACACAAACAUGGGGGGAGAAUAUGUUUGAGUGUGUUGGAUUUAUACUGCAAAACCGAAAUGCUUCUUCAGCAUUGUCAAAAAUUUUCCUGUUAGAGUUGAUAAAUAAUGUAUCAAAGGGAACAGUACAAAGGAUACUGCAGGUAACCUCAGUAAACCAGUUGAGAUGCUUGAUAUUCACUGACACAGUUACAUUCAUUAUAGUAAUGCUACAACUUGUGGUUUAAACACACCGAAAAAAAAAUAUUUGGUUGUCUAGUUGAACAGAUCAACAAACAAAUCUUCUGGAAAACAAAUCUUUUUAUUUGUAUAGGUGCCCCUACUAUGUCAGGAAUAAAAACAUAGGAUGGGGGAUGGCAAUCUAAUUUGUUGCAUGUCUCUGGAAAGGAUAAAUUAAAGUUUUUGGUGCUAGGAAGAAACAAAUUAAACUCUAGUGGUUCCUGCAAAUAUCUUUUUCCUGGGAAAACUAAGCCUAAAUAUUAAAGGAGUUGAUAUAAUUAGUCUGCAAACACAGAAUUUUCUAUGCUGGUGUAAUUGUAAAAAAGCUUUUGAAUUUGUAGAAGAGAAAUAAGAGAGUGCCUUUUUUUUUGUGGCCUUGACCAAAGACAGCUUCAUUUAGAAAAUCUGAGAGAUGACUGUAAAUAACAUAUUUUAACUGACUGUCUAACAUGCAGGUUACUCUGCAGGCCAGAUUCUUUACAAUACAUGACAAAGAGGGUAGGAAUGAUACAUUAUUCCUGCUUCAUGCAUAUAGUUACUUAUUAUGUGCCUCAGUGAUGACUGGAAUUUUGGAGCCAUCUAAUUUUAUUCUGUAUUUGGAUUAAUCUGUAACACUAGCACAUGUAAUGCACAUUAUAUAUAAACUUAUUUUAUUUUACUUGUUUCCUAUGUUUGAAAAAUCUCCCAUGACUAAUUUAGCAGGAAUUGUCAUUUCCCUACCAAUAAGGGCAAAUUCUGUAAGGGAAAACAAGAGGGAAUAUAGGACAGAAGAGGUUCCUAUACUACAGUGUGAGUAAGCAAUUUUGAUGUAAGGAUUAUCCUGUCAGUUGAGGAGCUUCCUGUGUGGUGGUGGCUUUUGAGCAUUUCUGAACUGCUUGGCUGACUUGGAUAACAUUGCAACUCAUUACAUCUGAAACAGGGUCUUAAAUACAUCUCUUGGCAAACUAAGUUAAAGCAGUGCAUCUCAAAUAUGAGAUAUUUUACUAAGACUUGGAGCUUAAGAUACCUCUUUAUAUUCCCAGUGUUCUCAGAAAUAAUUGGAAUUCCCUUCCCUUUUGUCUCUCAACUAGUUAGGCAGAUCAGGUGUGGGGGGAGUUUGUGUCAAGUGCCAGUCCUAUAAAAGUAUAGCUGAGAGAGACAGUUGCCCAUCUUUGUUACUGAUGGCAAGGUACAUGAUUCAAAGGUUUAGUAGAUCAUUAUUACACUUUCAGCAUCUCCUUUUGAAGUUUUUGAGUUGUGCAGAUAGUGGUUGGUGGUUUGUUUUAACUGGGAAACUGUUCUGAAUCGCAACAUAAAGAGCAAAUCUUGCUUAUGGUUUUAAAUGCGACCAUUCAGAACCCAUGGCUCGACUUGUACUUUUAGGUUGAGGUAUUUACCCCAAUGAGCUGAAGAGUAUGUCAGCCAGAGCAGUCACUGGAGUAAUGUUCCUUUCUCAUGUUCUCUAUGCACAGAAACAUUACAACGAAAAUUGUGCAAAUGGAGGGAAAUUGCUUUAUGUACCAAAAAGACAAAAAAAAAUAUAGCUGUGUUAUUACAGUACUUUACGUAUGAAAAUGUGCAUAUUUUUUUCCUGCAGUGUCUUAGGAAUAUCAUUAUUAAUAUUGGGAAUAUCAUUCCUUGCUUGCUUGGAGUACUUCUCAAUGGCUCAUAACCUGCUUAUGAACUCUUUUCUGUCAAUUAGAAGGAGAAGAUUAAGGAAGAACUUUAAUCUCAAAUAUUCUAGUUAAUUAUUUCAUAAAAUGUAAUUGAGAUGGAGUUUUUUCAGGGUUCACUAAAAAUUGUUUCCAUUUCCAUUACAGCUUUACUUUCUUAAAAUGCAAGCUUAGAAUUCACCUCUUUACUCUUAAACGGGUUUAAGUUACUAAAACCUGAAAUUCUAAUACCUUUAUUUCUAUCAAGAUUUUCUUAAAUUUUACUGGCUUACCAUAUUCAUUAAGGUUCUAUGAUGAUUAAAGAGUAGCAACAAGAUAGACACUCUUAGAGCAUAUGAGCAAAACAACUGCUGAACAGAUGGUCGAGAUUCAACUGGAACAUGUUACAGCAGUAAUGUUUAUUUCUUUAUUUAUUGCUGUGAUAGAACAUUUGAACAUAAAAAUCUAAUAUUCUAGUGAAAGCAAAGCAAUCCUUUCUGAAUUAGAGUAAAAGGGGACCUUGGAAAACAACUGAAAACUAAGUUUUACUGGGGAGAAAACAUGGAAAUUCACAAAACUUUUCAUGUAAUUUUGACUGAAAAAGCUUUCUGUAAUGUAAGUGUUGAGAAAAGGACAGUGCAAAGCACAGAGAUUAGCAAUCAUCAGAGCCCUGUUUGGUAAAAGGGAAACAUUAAAAGUGAUGCAAGCACAGAGGGAAUUCUAAAAGUGAAAUACUUUCCAAAUUUUUCUUAUGUAAGAAAUUCUGCUGAGAAUGCCUUUCUGCCAGUAAAACAAACCCUCUCUAGUAUGUCUGUGCAUGUGCGCCCAUACAUUAUACGUGAUAAACCCUGAUGCUACAGUUUUAGCUGAGGAAGUGUGCCUACUUACUGAUAAUAAAUUACUGGUCAACUAGAGAACAAGAUGGGAAUUGUAAAAGGAGUCUCUGUAUAAAUCUACAUAUAAAUCUGAGGAACAGACUGGGGGAGGGGAGAUAGGGUUAAGAAAAUUAUGUAAUUGUUGGUUCUUUUCUUGUGCUCUCAUCCACUGCACACUUUCAGUGUGUAGAGUGACAUGUAGAUUUUGUAGACCUGAAGCUGUGUAGUACCCAGAGACUAAACAAGAAAUAGUAAAAUUUGCCUAUUAUUCUACCAGGCCUUCGAGCAUGUACUUGAUUUGCCACAGAGUGAAGGAAUGUAAUUCAGAUUUUAUGCUGUGGGAGCAAACUCCCAGAUAGACAUACGGUUUGCUCCAGUUAUGUCUCAUGCUUUCUGAAGAAACAUGUUUCUUUCAUAGAAUCAUAGAAUCAACUGGGCUGCAAAAGACCUCUGAGAUCAUCAAGUGCAACUCUCAAAUUGUUCCUUGCUUGAAGAGUGAUUCUCAUAACAGUACACUGUCAUGCAAUUCUGGUACAAGAGAUGCUAGAUCUCUUCUUUUAUGGUAACAUAAUCACGUAUAUGGGAAUACUUGAAAUAUUAGCUAUGUGACUUUGAAAACAACUAAUGUGUGACUGAGAACAACUUAAGUGUUCCCUAUUCAUAACUGUUUCCUUUAUUUUACUCAUCUCUUGGUAAUUUUAAAGCCUUUCAUGUAUAUAUUGCCUUCUUCUCUCCUACAAUUUCAAAUUGUUGUGACGAGCACUGAAAUUCCUUUUGUUUUAAAAUGAGAAUAACAUCAUAAUGUUUUGUUCGUUCUGCCUGAUCAGCAACUACUGAUAUUAGUUGACAGAACAAUUUUUUUCCUUA